AUGCUUUCUUAUAGCAGUACAAGACCGAGCUCCGGUCCGCAUUGUGAGCAUCGAAAGUGCGUCCUUGCAGGUCACUUGCUUCCCCUUGUAGCCGUCCUGCAAAAGGCCUUUGUAAUGACCCACUAUAUACCCCGCUCGCCCUUCCACCUCAAAUCAUUGCGCUUUGUGGCGACAUCGUCCUCAUUGCGCUGCACCCGUCCCGCUGUCUCUCGAUACACGAUUCGGCUCAUGUCUUCCUCGUCGCAGCAAUACGAACACAUCCUUGUGUCGCGUCCGGAACCUUCCGUGGUCCUGGUGACGCUGAACAGGCCCAAGGCUCUGAACGCGCUCUGCAGCCCGCUGUUCAAGGAGUUGAACCAGGCUCUGAAAGAGGCCGACCGGGAUGAUACAGUCGGUGCCAUGGUUCUGACCGGAUCUGCAAAGGCUUUUGCAGCUGGUGCUGAUAUCAAGGAGAUGAGGGAUAAAGAAUUCGCCGACGUUUACAAGAAUAACUUCCUGGCGGACUGGGGCGACAUUCGACAUCUCCGCAAGCCUCUCAUCGCCGCCGUCAGCGGUUACGCUCUCGGCGGUGGUUGUGAGCUCGCUCUCAUGUGCGACAUCAUCCUUGCCUCUCCAACUGCGAAGUUCGGCCAGCCCGAAAUCAACCUCGGUGUCAUUCCCGGCGGAGGUGGCUCUCAGCGUCUCAUCCACGCCAUUGGAAAAUCUCGUACCAUGGAACUCGUCCUGUCCGGCCGCAUGUUCACUGCCCAAGAGGCCUCUGACUGGGGCAUGGUUAGCCGCGUUGUUGGAGAUGGCGAGGGUGAGGUCGUGACGGAAGCCGUGAAAAUAGCGAAUGAGAUUGCAAGCAAAAGUCAAGUUGCUGUGCAGGCUGGCAAGGAGGUUGUUAAUGCAGGCAAGUGCCCUCUCUUUUCUGUGAUCUGUCUCAGAAAGGCUAAUCGUGAUAUCAAGCCUAUGAGAUGA
Molecule: messenger RNA, 960 nt
Organism: Cyclocybe aegerita
Lineage: Eukaryota; Fungi; Basidiomycota; Agaricomycetes; Agaricales; Hemipholiotaceae
Source: the annotation of a GenBank genome assembly